AUGGGUCCGCAAAUGAAGAUGUUUUCGAGACCUCAGUUCGGUCUCCUCCGGCCUACCUUCCGAUGCACGACAGGUCUAUCCACGCCGUUCACAGUCCUCCCGCUAUCGCGAUGCUUCUCCACCACGUCGCCGUCCCUGGACUGGCUCACGCCCAAAUUCAUGGAGAAAUCUAAGUCGCCCAAGGGUCGUCCCCACGUUCCGACAGGCGGUUCCUCCCGCGGAACGACAGUCGUCUGGGGUGAUUAUGGCUUGCGGAUGAAGGACCAUGACCGCCGACUCCCUGCUGCUUCGCUGAAGAUUGCCGAGGAAACGAUCAAGAGACGUCUACGAGGCAUGAACUACACCUUGUACAAGCGGGUCAGUGCCAACAUUGGUGUUUACACGAAGGGCAACGAGCAGCGUAUGGGUAAGGGUAAGGGAAAAUUCGAUUACUGGACGGCGAAGGUCGCCGUAAGCCGCAUCGUCUUCGAACUCAAGGGCGAUAUUCACGAGAAGAUUGCUAGAGAGGCUUUCCGAUUGGCUGGCCACAAACUGCCCGGCCUCUGGGAGUUUGUGAAGAAGGGCGAUCCUCCCGUUGUCGGUCUGACAAAACUCGGCAACGGUGUGACUCUCGAAAGCCUCAAGCGACCACGCAGAAGCCCGGCUCUGGGCACCGAAAAUCUGCCCACUCCCCCGAAAUCAUCCUCCUCCAGCCCGUCCGCCUCCCAAUAG
Molecule: messenger RNA, 711 nt
Organism: Aspergillus terreus NIH2624
Lineage: Eukaryota; Fungi; Ascomycota; Eurotiomycetes; Eurotiales; Aspergillaceae
Product: mitochondrial 54S ribosomal protein uL16m
Exons: 3
Coding region: 1-711 (236 amino acids)
Biological process (GO): mitochondrial translation
Cellular component (GO): ribosome; mitochondrial large ribosomal subunit
Molecular function (GO): structural constituent of ribosome; rRNA binding
Source: RefSeq, a predicted model, not a curated record